Messenger RNA from Drosophila sulfurigaster albostrigata, 2019 nucleotides. It is a transcript of the gene nesd, whose product is annotated as protein nessun dorma. The record is from RefSeq and is a predicted model, not a curated record. The transcript has 4 exons. Gene Ontology annotation, biological process: spermatogenesis; male meiosis cytokinesis. The coding region runs from base 152 to 1969 and encodes 605 amino acids. NCBI's taxonomy places the organism in Eukaryota, Metazoa, Arthropoda, Insecta, Diptera, Drosophilidae.
AUUUCCUAAAGUAACAUAUUUAUAAUUAAUCUAUUAUUCGACUAAAAAUAUAACAUUUUUAAAUCGAGUUUGCGGUCACUCUAAGCUGCCUUCAACACACGCAUAUUCAAAUUUAAACGCUUCUUUUUAAUUAACAAAAACACACCCGAGAAUGGAUGUUUAUACAUACGAAAAGUCAUAUCUUGAACGCCUUAAGGAAGCAGAAGCUGUUUUAUUAUGGGAAAAUGCCGCCAUUCCCGCAUCCCAAGUACGCUUAGAAUGGAUAUCCUACAUCGAGCUGUAUAUCGAGCCUACAGGUUGGCAGGCGAUGUGGAAAAUACCGCGCGUCAUCUGCGAGGACUUAAAACUACGCUAUCCAACCAUAGUAUUUGGUUAUGUGGAUCAGGUGAUAUCUGACGAGCUCAAAGCGGUGUUUGUUGUGACUGCGGUGCAGGACCAAGACGUACACUUGCCGGAGAGCAACGAGGUGUCGCUAAUUGAUCUGUGGCCAACUAGACAGCAGGAAAAUGCUGCCUUGAAUGUGGAAACUACAGCAGAAUGCAUUGAUCGCUUGCGUUUCUUUUAUGCGCACGUGUGGAUGCCCUGGGAUAAGGAUAAUGAUGACGAUCGAGAUUGGGUGCAAAUGCAUUUGGAGGCCCGCAUUCAGCUGGCCUGUGAUCUCCGCAAGAAUCGACUUUCGCGUCCACUGGCGCUCCAUAUGCGCACUCUAUUGAUGGAAGCGCGUUACAUUCAGCAGCGGUUAGAGUACUUAGAACUGGAUCUGAGUGAUGCGGAGGACGAGGAGAGUGACGAUGAGGCUGUUGAGCUGAACGACAAUGGAGCAGAUCCGCCGCGCAAACAGCCCAAGACUGGCGGCAGCCCUAAAGCGAAUAAUUUAAACAAAUCCCUGUUACCUGUAACGGAUCUGAUGUGCCUCCAUUUGAGGUUGGCCAUUAUACGAAGCGAGUUUGAAAUCCUGGAGAAUCCGGAGAUGCGUCGUGCCUACAGCGAGAUGCAGAGUAAUGUCUUAAAGCGUCACCUGUUGCAGCGCAAUCGCAACAGCAUUGGUCCUUUGAUGCAGCAAGUUGAGCGCAAACCAAUGUGUCACUUGGUAACGGUGCCGAAAGAGCUGCAAACUCAGAUUGAGUUGCUGACGAUGGCGAAAAAGCUGGUGCCAGCACAACAGCAAGUCCAGCUGGGCAAUAGCUUGCAAGACGUGCUUAGUAUCUCGCAGACAAACGAUGAUAUUCUACUGUCGCCUGGUGAACACACAAUCAAGUUUCUGGAGCACCUUAACGACAAUGGCAGCAUCAAAGGACUUAUCGCUGCAGAGGCGAUCAUUGCUUCGAACCCAGAGUUGGCCAAGUUGCCAGUGGUUUGCUCAAGUGAUGAGGACAGCACAUUAAUGGUCAUCAACGGAGACUACACAUUAUCAAACUUGGUGCUGGACUGCCGACAUGUUCGUCGUGGAAUUUUGCUUCGGUUUGGAACGUUGACAAUUCGCAGUUGUCGCAUAUUGGGCGAUGGAAGCUCCAGCACCCAAGAGGCCAUUGUAUGCAUGCCACAAGCGAAACUUAAGUUAGAAAAUUGUGUGGUCGAGAACUUUGCUGUUGGAAUUUCAUUACGUUCGGAGACUAGCGCUGAUCUGAGCAAGAUGACGAUUAGAAAGUGUAAAACAGGCUUGGAAUUGCUAGACCAAACUUCUAAGUUAAUAUUACGGGACAACAAUUGCAUUUUCGAUACUUGCAAACUGGGCAUACUGGCGGAUGGAAUUGCUUUGCCCAAUAGCACAGAGAAGACCAUUGCUCUAAAGCAUUUCAGCGAGUUACAACGCUACAACGAAGAGAACUGGCUUGGUAAUUGCAUGUUUAUUAACUGCCUGCGCAAUGUACGAGUUUACAAUCAAUCUGAGCAACUGCUAGCCAAACGCACACAUCAAAAUCUCCUUUUGGAGGAUAUGGAUGGGGAAAAUAAAGAAAAUAUCAAUUAGUUUUAUUAACUGCAAUAUAAGCAUUAAAAAUAAAAAUACAAAUAAUUAAA